AUGAUGCGGGGCAUCACGCUGCUGCCCGCCGACGACGGGGGGCGCGGCGCGCUGCUGUGGCUGCUGGCCGCGGGGCUGCCCCGCGAGGAGAGCGGAAUGGUUGCCAUGGCGGCGCCCCGCUACGGCUCGCGCCCAGGCGACUUCGAGGUGCGCUCUGUGAGGAUGUGGACACGCACGUUGUGCCUGCCGUUGGGCGAUCCGCUUAGCCGUGAAGACCUCAUGGCCGUGAACGCGUGUCGACGAGCAUUGUUGGAGCUGCAGCGCCGCAGGCCUCACAGACUGGCGGGCGCGUGGCGGAGAGUUGGCGGCUCCACCGACUACUACAUCGAGUGCUUCGGCGCCGCCAGCAGCGAGGACGAGCGCCCCGAUAGCAAGGCCGACGUGCUGCUCGUGCGCGCCGAGGGCGCCGAGUUUACGCUGCACUGCACAGAGGGCCGAUCGUGCUCGCCUCCGUCGUAUUGGGAGGUCCGACCUGCGGCUGACCCCGCCCUGCGUGCAGCGGGCCCCGCGCCCAGCCACGUGGAGGAGACAUUGGACGGGGAAUUGCGCUGGAGCGACAAUACCACCUGGGCGCGGGCCGGCGGCGCUGGUCGCUCCCGGGCGGACGACUCGCAGGUGCCCCCUCUCGCGAGCUUCGGGUACCGCACGCUGGCCGACUUCGCAGACGCGGUGGGCAAGCUGCUGACGGCCACGGACCCGAGUGCGGCCGAGGCGGGGCCCCUCAGCAGCGCAGCGGGGAGGCGCUGGCCUGGCCGGCUGGUGCCGCUGCGCGCCCAGGCCGAGGGCGUCGGAGGAGCCCUCAAGCCGUUCGACCUCGACUCCGUCGAGCAGAAGGUGGGCGCCUUCCAGCGCAGGCUGACUGAGGCCGACGCCGAGGAGGCGGCCUCGGACGCGGAUUCCGAGACUGACAGCGGCGAGGAGGACAGCGACGACGAUCUGCCCGUGGACGUGACCCAGAGCAACAUGGACGAUGACUACGCGUUGGCACUGGCGGAGCGAGUGGAUUUUAGCCCGAGUGACGCCAGGGCGCUCAUCAUGGCCGAGAGCGGCUUCGGGAUGGCCCCAGAGGCUGUGUGCAUGCUGUGCGACAUGUCCACGGAGGAGGGCGCGAAGUUCACCAAGACGCAACUCAGCCGGCACCCCGACGACCGCAAGUGUGAGGACCCGGCAAGAGCGUUGUGUACUCCGAGGCGCGGCGCUGCGCGCCCGAGGGCUCCGCGGCCGCCGCGCCAGCCGCGCCCGCCGGGACCUCGGGCGCGACGGCGGCGAAUUUCGGGAUGGCGCCGAACGCAUCCACCUGCUCCAAGUGCAAGGUGCUGCUGA
This is a messenger RNA of Prorocentrum cordatum, 1323 nucleotides long. The record is from the annotation of a GenBank genome assembly. Lineage: Eukaryota; Dinophyceae; Prorocentrales; Prorocentraceae.